Molecule: messenger RNA, 2060 nt
Organism: Hyla sarda
Lineage: Eukaryota; Metazoa; Chordata; Amphibia; Anura; Hylidae
Product: nuclear receptor subfamily 1 group I member 3-like
Biological process (GO): cell differentiation; negative regulation of transcription by RNA polymerase II; positive regulation of transcription by RNA polymerase II
Molecular function (GO): zinc ion binding; RNA polymerase II cis-regulatory region sequence-specific DNA binding; nuclear receptor activity
Source: RefSeq, a predicted model, not a curated record
AUGAAUAGACAAGACCUAGAUCCCGCCAUUAUCCCGGCAGGCUGGAGCUCCGCCAUGUUCCCAGGGUUUGAGGAGGACAGUAACAGCAGCUGUGGAUCUCUGGGGGCGUCCACACUGAGCCUGAAGAGCGGAGAGAGCGAAGACAAUGAGGAGAGACUGUGCUCUGUGUGCGGGGAUAAGGCCAAUGGCUAUCACUUCCAUGUCCUCACCUGCGAGGGCUGUAAGGGAUUCUUCAGGCGGUCUAUCACUAAAGGUCUGACCUUCACCUGCCCGUUCACCCGCUCCUGCCCCGUCAACAAAGCCAAGCGGAGAAGGUGCCAGGCCUGCCGCCUGCAGAAAUGUCUGGAGGUGGGGAUGAGGAAGGACAUGAUCCUGUCGGAGGACGCCUUGAUGGCGCGACGUGAGCUGAGGGUGAGGAAGAGGCAGGAACGUCUCCAGAGGACGCAAAGGGCGCCAGAAGCGACAUCCCUGAGCGAGGAGCAGAAGCAGCUGAUCUCCAUCCUCAUCGACAUUCACAGGAAACACUUCGAUACCAAAUUUGAACAUUUUGUGGAUUACAGGCCACAGCCUAUUUUAAAGGAACAUUGGGAGAACUUCAAGCAGAAUAGAUUGUCGUCCUCCUCUCCUGGGUCUAGUCUGGGCGCCAUGGAUCCGUCUUCCUCCUCACAACACAUUUCCGGCUAUUUAAUUGAAGGAGACAUUCUGAAGGAAAUGCCACAUUUUGCCGACCUCAGCACUUACAUGAUUCACCAAGUCAUCAAAUUUGCCAAGGAGAUCCCAGACUUCAGAUCUUUGCCCAUUGACGACCAGAUCUCACUGCUUAAAGGGGCCACAAUGGAGGUCGCCCAUCUUCAGUUUAAUACGGUCUUCAACCUGGAAACCAAGACACUGGAGUGCGGACGUCUUAAGCUGAAUAUAGAGCACGGCACCAUAUCCGGGUUCCAGCAAAUGUACUUGGAGCAGCUCCUAAAAUUGCACAUCUCCCUCCGAAAACUGAAGCUUCACGAGGCCGAAUACAUCCUGAUGCAGGCGCUGGUGCUGUUCUCCCCAGACCGGCCGGGCGUCAUCGAGCACAAUCGAAUCGAUAAGAUCCAGGAGACCAUCGCCAUGACCCUAAAGUGUUACAUCGAUUAUCACCGCCAGCUCCCGGGCAGCAGGUUCCUGUUCGCUAAACUCCUGUCCAUGUUGGCCGAACUCCGCACCUUGAAUGAAGAGAACGCCAAGCAGAUGGUUCACAUCCAGAACGUUAUGGAGGACGCCAUGACACCUCUCAUGAAGGAGAUAUUCAGCUGAGAAGAAGCAGAGAAACAACUGAUCACGUGACGCCCCAUGUGACGCACAAUGGACAAAUCAUGGCGGUUUCGAAUACCUGGGACGAAUUCUCGUGCAAGUGAUUCUUCUGUACUGUCCGUUUAGCCCAGACGUAGGGGCCCCGGGCUCUGUGGAGGGCCCCGCUGAUAUGAGGAGGGGGUCUCAGAUGGGGGUCUCCCUGUUAUCACAAUGCAAGCCCCCCUAGAUAUCAUGGCUUGUCGAUAAUACCGCCCAGACCGGGUCACAUGACAUGUUCCCUGUGACUUCCCGAUAUGGACUAUUGCUCUAUUGUUCUCUGCUAUCAGCCAUUUAUUAUUCAGGGAAGCUACCGGAAGCCUCCACCAGCGACAAAUACCUCAUUGUAUACGCAACGCAGAACAUGAGCACAAUGAACAUAGAGCGAGAGGAAGAUUUGGUGCCAAUGGUUUCACCCCUGAUCAGUCGCCGACCAAACAUGAAGAAAUGUUCUAAUCAGAAGUUACCAUAGGCCACGUAGCUGGGGGGAGGGAAGCUAAUGUGUUCUAACUAUGGCAGUUUUUGCCAACCAGGGUGCCUCCAGCUGUUGCAAAACUACAACUCCCAGCAUGCCAUGGCCAUGCCCAUUACUCUGACUUUCUUAAAGGGGUACUCCGCUGGAAAACAUUUUUUUAAAAUCAACUGGUGCCAGAAAGUUAAACAGAUUUGUAAAUGACUUCUAUUUAAAAAUCGUAAUCCUUCCAGUACUUAUCAGCUGCUGUAUGCUCCACAGG